Molecule: messenger RNA, 511 nt
Organism: Gracilinanus agilis (Agile Gracile Mouse Opossum)
Lineage: Eukaryota; Metazoa; Chordata; Mammalia; Didelphimorphia; Didelphidae
Product: small nuclear ribonucleoprotein-associated protein B'-like
Exons: 3
Coding region: 91-390 (99 amino acids)
Source: RefSeq, a predicted model, not a curated record
UUUCAAGUUCCAUGCACAUAGUAGGUGCUUAAUAAAUGCUUAUAUUUUGAUUUGUGUUUACUGUUACCACCCUCUGUGCUCUCUUAGGUGAUGACUCCCCAGGCAAGAGGGACCGUAGCUGCUGCUGCAGUUGCUGCCACAGCCAGUAUUGCAGGAGCCCCAACACAGUACCCUCCUGGUCGAGGGACUCCUCCCCCACCUGUGAGCCGAGGGACACCUCCUCCAGGCAUGAUGGCUCCCCCACCAGGAAUGAGACCACCCAUGGGCCCCCCAAUGGGGAUGCCCCCUGGGCGAGGGGCACCAAUGGGCAUGCCACCUCCCGGCAUGAGACCCCCUCCUCCUGGGAUGAGAGGUCCCCCUCCCCCAGGAAUGCGCCCACCAAGACCUUAGGAUUCUUCGGCUUGCUGUGAUGCUGCCUCUGACCUGAGGCUGUAUAUAGUUUUGUGGGCUUUUUGUACAGUGUGCUGCUUUAAAAUUGAUUCAUAAUAAACUCUUGGGGAAAACAAAAAAA